CGCCAUGGGACAGCUCAGUUGCUGGAGUGGCUGGGCGCGAUAGUCUGCGGUGGACGGUUCAUGAGCACUAGCAAGCUGAAACAAGACGCCGCAAGCCCAUAAUCGCACAAUGAAGAAAAUGCUCCAUUUAUACAGAGCGUUAGAGGAGCCGACCUGCGCCCUCUAGUGGAACAUACGGUCAUGGUCAUUUAAGGACAUGGUGCUCUCAGUGAGAAGAAGAGGAGGCCUCACCAACUGGGGGGUCCUCGUUCUCCUCGGCUGGGUGGCGGUGUGCCGUGCGGCCCCCGACCCCACCCAGAGGGACUCCCUCAUGCGCCUGGAGACCUCGCGGCAGAUCGGCGGCACGGUGACCCUGACGCCCGCGGAGACCAAGAUGGACGCCCGACUCCGGUGGAUGAAACGGCGGGAGAUGGCGCGGCCGGCGUUCCCCCCGGCGAUGCACUUCUUCAAGGCCAAGCCGCUCAUCGAGAAGAGUCCCAUCUUCGCCCUGCUUCAGAAGAUGCCCAAAGGCGGGGCGCUGCACGUCCACAGCUCCACCCUGGUGUCCGUGGAUUGGCUGGUGAGCAACGUCACCUACAGACCCCACUGCUACAUCUGCUUCACCAGAGACCGAUCGGUGCGCUUUGUGUUUUCCGCCGGCUACCCCUGGCUCACCUGGGACUGCUCCUACUGGUAUCUGCUGGAGACCCUGCGGGCCAAGAUGGGAGACCCUGCAGCCUUUGACAACAGUUUGUUGGAUUCGACCAGUCUGAUCCAGAACCUCACCAUGUUCACUGAGGAACCCGACCUGGCGUACCCCAGCCAGGACGUCGCCUGGGAGAAGUUUGAGAAGAAGUUUGUGGUGGCGUCGGGUCUGAUCACCCACGCGCCUGUAUUGAGGGACUACCUGUACCAGGGGCUGGAGGAGCUCCGCAGGGACAACAUCAUGUACCUGGAGCUCCGGAGCGGGCUGGCCAGGACGUAUGAGCUGGAUGGGAGCCGUCACGAUAAACUCUGGUACCUGAAGACGUUUCAGGAAGUGACGCAACAGUUUGUGGAAGAUCACCCAGACUUCCUGGGAACUCGCAUCAUCAUCACCGUCCACAGGUCUCUGAGUGUGUCUCGGGUCAAGGCUGCCGUGAUGGAAGCCAUCCAAAUGCAGAGCGAUUUCCCGGAUGUGGUCGCAGGGUUUGACUUGGUCGGCCGGGAGGACCGAGGGAGGAACCUGUGGUACUUCAAGGACGCUCUGUUACUGCCGGCCAACCUGGGACUGGUUCUGCCGUACUUCUUCCACGCAGGGGAGACAGAUGAGGAAGGCACCGAUGUGGACGAGAACAUCCUGGACGCCCUGCUGCUGAACACCACCCGCAUCGGCCACGGCUACGCCCUGCCCCACCACCCCCUCGCCAAGGAGCUGGCCAGGGCAGGCAACGUGGCGGUGGAGCUGUGUCCCAUCUCCAACCAGGUGCUGAAGCUGGUGUCGGACCUGCGGAACCACCCCGCGGCGGUGCUGAUGUCCGAGGGCCAUCCCCUGGUCAUCAGCUCCGACGAUCCCUCACUCUUCGGCAAUGCCGGCCUCUCCUACGACUUCUACCAAGCCUUCGUGGGGAUCGGAGGCUUGAGGGCCAACCUGGGGACCCUCAAGGAGCUGGCUGCCAAUUCUAUCAAGUGGGACAUUUUGGUGAUUCAGUCCAAAUACAGCUCCCUGCCCCCCCACCUGAAGGAGGCGGGUUUGCUGCACUGGCGGGAGAAGUGGGACACGUUCAUCUCCUCAAAUGGAAACCAAAGCCGGACCACAAAGGGAUUUGUUUAACCUGACUACUGUUUGUAACUCAAAUAUGAGGAGAUCAAAGCACACCGUACAAGCUCCUUUAGCUUUCAGAUGAAUGGAAGAUUACAAAUAUGAAGGCACGUACCUUAAGUUCAAAUGAUCACGUGAACAAACAACUUACUGGUGAGGCGCAGCAUUUUGUAUUGUUAUUUGCCAAUGGUAUUACAAUAAACUGUCAAUGUGAAGUUCAAUGAAGCCUACUAAAUGUUGACAUUAGUUUCCCAAGAACAUAAUCAUCAUCUUUGUUAUUUAUGAGUGUUUAUUCUGCUUGUUGGUACUCCAAAUUAAUAAGACUUUGGGAAACCACUAGGUAAGAGUGGCGGCUAUUCGUUCAUUUGAACACAGGGUGAGUCCAGAGUCACAUGUUUUAUGACUCACAACUUGGCAAAAAUAACUUUCGCCUGGCCGUUUAUACUUUGUAAACCACAGGGGUUUAAUUAAACCCUUAAUCAAAACAAUGUGGUGGAGACAAUCCAGAAACCAACGUUCCCAGACUAAAGGCUCACGAAUACUUAACCGCGGAUGAAUGAAAGACAUCACAGGCAUAUCAGGGAACAUAUCAACAGGCAUAUCAGGGAAAAACGUACUCAUUUUCCGUACAAUACCCACCCAUCAUUCCAGCUGUUUUCCAUUUGGCAGGGAGACUCAAGGUCCCGCUAGUCAUAGACAAGUGGUAGCCUACAACAAAUCAAUUGUGCCCUCUACUGAGACUGAGUUUUAAACUGCAACAAUAAAACUAACGGAUCAAAAAAUAGAUAUUAUCCUUUAUUAUCUUAUUAUGCGUUUUAAAUUGGCAUUUUCUGGUUUCUGUUUCUUAUGUUGGUGAUAAAUAUACAGCAAACUUACAAAGCAACGUGGAACCAUAUCAGUCUGGAUAAGCAAUAAAAAAACGACGUUUGUUUGAAUUGGUUGUAAUGAAAACGUUUUCAAAGGGUUCGGAUUCUGAGUUCAGGUUGUUUUUACUCAAUGGGUUCUCUACCAUGAGGGCAUCCCUUUUUAGUGUCCCCAAAGAGGACUCCUACCCACGGGGCAGGAGGAAGAGGGGCAGACCAAGAACCACCUUGAGAAGAACCAACGAACAGGAGAUGGAGAGAGAAGGGCUGUCGUGGCAACAUCUGGUGCGUAGGGCCCAAGA
Gadus chalcogrammus (walleye pollock) is the source of this 2945-nucleotide messenger RNA. RefSeq names its product adenosine deaminase 2b (gene ada2b). The record is from RefSeq and is a predicted model, not a curated record. Bases 197 to 1792 code for a protein of 531 amino acids. Gene Ontology annotation, molecular function: adenosine deaminase activity. The transcript has 10 exons. NCBI's taxonomy places the organism in Eukaryota, Metazoa, Chordata, Actinopteri, Gadiformes, Gadidae. Gene Ontology annotation, biological process: adenosine catabolic process; inosine biosynthetic process.